Balaenoptera acutorostrata (minke whale) is the source of this 2601-nucleotide messenger RNA. It is a transcript of the gene B4GALNT2, whose product is annotated as beta-1,4-N-acetyl-galactosaminyltransferase 2. Gene Ontology annotation, cellular component: Golgi membrane. Gene Ontology annotation, molecular function: hexosyltransferase activity. The record is from RefSeq and is a predicted model, not a curated record. NCBI's taxonomy places the organism in Eukaryota, Metazoa, Chordata, Mammalia, Artiodactyla, Balaenopteridae. Gene Ontology annotation, biological process: UDP-N-acetylglucosamine metabolic process; UDP-N-acetylgalactosamine metabolic process.
GGACAAUCGGCGGGGUGGCUGCCCGGCUCCACCACCUCGGAACGUGCUAGGCUGCGGGUUUCGGGAUGACUUCGUGCGGCUCUAGACAUCUGUGGAUCCUCAAGAUAUCGGUCUUACUCUUGGCCCUGGGCAUUGUGUUAUUUAUGUUCAGAAGUGUGUACCUUUAUACAGCAUCCAGUGACCACAAACCACAGCUCCCUCACCCUACUCUGGCUGCCGGGAUGCUGAAGCUUCUGCCUGAGGAACAUGUCAGGAGCCUCUUUACCUAUGAUGGAAUCUGGCUCUUCCCGAAAAACCAGUGCAAAUGUGAAGCCUCGGAACAUCAGGGAAGCUAUAACUUUGAGGAUGCCUAUGGCCAGAGAGACCUCCCUGCGGUGAAAGUGAGGAGACAGGCUGAAUUUGAACACUUUCAGAGGAGAGAAGGGCUGCCUCGCCCACCGCCCCUGCUGGCUCAGCCCAACCUGCCCUUUGGGUACCCUGUCCACGGGGUCGAAGUGAUGCCCCUGCACACGGUUCCCAUCCCAGGUCUCCAGUUUGAAGGACCAGAUGCUCCCAUUUAUGAGGUCAGCCUGACAGCUUCUUUGGGGACACUGAACACCCUCGCUGACAUCCCAGACAGUGAGGUGCAGGGCAGAGGCCAGAAGCAGCUGAACAUUUCGACCAGUACCCGGAAGCUUUUGAAUUUCAUACUCCAGCACGUGACAUACACAAGCACAGAGUAUCAGCGCUGCAGGGUGGAUGUAGUGAGUCUGCAGUCCAAGUCCUCAGUGGCCAAGUUUCCGGUGACCAUCCGCCUUCCUGUUAUGCCCAAGUUAUAUGACCCUGGACCAGAGAGGAAGCUCAGAGACCUGGUGACCAUUGCCACCAAAACUUUCCUCCAUCCCCACAAGCUCAUGACCAUGCUCCAGAGCGUCCGUGAGUAUUAACCAGACUUGACCGUGAUCGUGGCUGAUGACAGCAAGGAGCCCCUGAAAAUUAAUGACAGCCAUGUGGAGUAUUACACCAUGCCUUAUGGGAAGGGCUGGUUUGCUGGUAGGAACCUGGCCAUAUCUCAGGUCACCACCAAAUACGUUCUCUGGGUGGACGAUGACUUUCUCUUCAACGACAAGACCAAGAUUGAGGUGCUGGUGGAUGUCCUAGAGAAGACGGAACUGGACGUGGUAGGCGGCAGCGUGCUUGGAAACAUGUUCCAGUUUAAGCUGUUCCUGGAGCACAGUGAGAAUGGGGACUGUCUCCACCGGCGGUCAGGAUCUUUCCGGCCCCUGCACGGCUUCCCCAGCUGCGUGGUGACCAGUGGUGUUGUCAACUUCUUCCUGGCCCACACAGAGCGGCUCCAAAGAGUUGGCUUCGACGCCCGCCUGCAGCGAGUGGCUCACUCAGAGUUCUUUAUUGAUGGGCUCGGGAGCCUGCUUGUGGGGUCCUGCUCAAAUGUGAUUGUAGGUCACCAGCCCCGUUCUCCAGUGGCGGACCCAGAGCUCGCAGCCCUGGAGAAGAGCUACAACGUAUACCGGACCAACACCAAAGCUCAGGUCCAGUUCAAGCUGGCUCUCCACUACUUCAAGAACCAUCUCCAAUGUGCCACAUAAAGGUUGUCCGGGCACUGGAAAAGCGCCAGGCUGACCUGUUGCAGGUAUCUAAAACACAGGAACUGGUGGAUGGGCUAUCAAAAUUUGAACUCCAGAUAAGAUGGACAGGGCAGAUGGGUCUGGCUCAGGUACUGGAAAUAUCAAUCAAAAGCUAAGGGUCAUUAGAAAUGGAAGAAUCACUGAUCAGGGCAAUGGAGACCGUAUUCAUUAUUGUUUGUAUGAUGUCUUACCAUUUAUGAAACAUUUGUACAUAUAGUAUCUCACAUUAUCUCAUUUCAUCUCACACGAAAGAGUAUAUGAUGGGUUGGUAGCCUCAGUCAAAAAGAUGGCUGCUGGGUCCUUGAGGGUUAUUUGGUGGAAAUUAUAUCACAGAUCAUCUCCAGCAUCACUGCCAUCCACAGAUUUUUUUUGGUCCUACCUUGUGGACUCAAAUAAUGUGAAUAACCCAGGGUCCUUGCCUGGAGGAGGUGGCAGCCUGGUUCAGUUCGGUCCACUAGUGGAAUCGGAUCAGAGGAUGAGAGGCGGACCAGGCAGGUGAGGAGGGCUCUGGGGAGUCAGCUCACCUGGAGCCCGGCGCAUGGAUGGGAUGCAGGCAGUUGGAGGGAUGAGAUCACUGGGGUAGUCUACUCACUGCCAGAAUAAAGGUUUCCCUGGCAUCAGACUCCCUAUCAUAAAGACAGGUUCCAGAAUGCUUGGGAUUGAACUUGGACCCUGUGCUGAGGUGCCAUGAUAAACAGUGUAAGUGCAGCGGCCAAGCCACUAAAUACCAGGGCCUUGAGUUCAGUUGCUGACCACUCAAGACCCAUGUCAUCUACAGAGCGGAGCCAUCAUGAUGAGGCAGGUUAUCUUGGGAGUCAGCAGAUUCUCCCAGUGCUGCACUGGCUCUGCCUUUUGGUUUCUACUCUUUCCUCCUGAAGACGGCCUAGGGUAGUUCAGGAUCUCUGAAAAUGUGUCUGUGAGAUAUUAAUAAAACUUCAUGAAAAAUGUUUUGGUGGUCAAAUAAUUUUGAAAAAUA